AUGAGUAUCUCGGCCUUUUUGCAAGAAAAAGAAUUCAUAGUGAAUGGUUAGGUUAGGAGAUUAUUUCACACUCAUCUAUAAAGUACUCCACUUUUUGGAAACUCCACUGACCUAGAAUACUUUUAUGUUGACAUAUAUGCCGGUAUAAAUAAAGAGCCUUAGGCAUUAAUAGUAGAUACUGGUAGCGGAAUUACUGCCUUUCCUUGUGAAAAUCAUUGCAAACCCAAGUCUUGUGGAAAUCAUAUCAACAAAUAUUUUAAGGUAGAUGAUUCUCAAACCAAAUAUGUAUACUAAUGCACUAAGGAUUGUGAGACAUGCUUUGAUGGUGACAAAUGCGACUUUAGCCAAAGCUACGGAGAGGGAAGUACCUAUAAUGGUUUCCUAGUCAGAGAUAAUAUUUAUUUUGGAGAUAAUUAUCACAGCAACGAAGAUUCUUUCCCAUUCACUUUCUCUUGUGUCUAUGAAGAGACUAACUUAUUUUUUACUUAGUAGGCAGAUGGUAUUCUAGGUAUGAUGAAGGAUGUAGGACAUCCCUUAAUGAAGCCUAUCUUCUAAGCAAUGCAUGAAAAACAUUUAAUAGAAAAGUAGCUAUUCACUCUUUGUUUAGGGAAGAAUGGAGGGUACUUCUAGAUAGGAGGUUAUGAUAAAUAGAGUCAUAUUUCAGAAAUUUAAUGGAUUCCAUUAUUAAACAAAGGCGGUUAUGAAGUAUAAGCUAAUGGAAUUAGUAUCAAUAAUCACUUUAUUGCAGGUAGUGAUGAGUAUAAGACUGCAUUUAUAGAUUCAGGUACCACUUUCACAUACUUUCCACCGACUCUCUAUGAAGCAGUUGUUUAUCAUAUGAAAUGGUUCUGUGAUGUGGACCCAGAAAACAAUUGUAAAGGGGAAUUUUAUAAUAAGGCUCUUGCUGGAAGUAAAGCUAGUUGCUUUAAAUAUGACGAGAAUUAAUUUCCAGAGGGCCCUUUGAAGUAUUUUGAAAGUUUCCCAGUUAUCAAUUUAUUAGUAGAAGGUGCCCAAAUAUCAUGGUAUCCAUCUGAGUAUCUUUACAGAGAACAAGGAAAUUUGUACUGUAUGGCAGUUUAGUCUAGCAAAAGAAAUUAGUUACUCUUAGGUGGUACAUUCAUGAGAUAAUAAAACUUCAUAUUCGAUAUUGAAAAUAACAGAGUAGGAGUUGCAAGGGCUCAAUGCAAUAACGAUUUAAAUUAAGUAAAAUCAGAAGAAGAACUUAUCCAAUCAGGGUAGAAAUUCGGAUUGGUUAAAGAUUACUUGUCAUCAAACAACACCGAGUGUGAUGGCUCUCAUUAGAGUGCAAGCUUGACUAAAAAAUUGGAAUCUAAGAAGGGAGUUUAAUACACUUCAAAAUCAUCUAAAAAAGAUGAAUUCGACAUUCCUCAUUUGAUUCUAUACAUUCUAGAUUUCUUGAUUUUAGUUGUAGCAAUCGCUUUAGUUUAUACAUUUGGUAAAGAUAUUUAUAAAAGAUAUAAAGAUAAAAAAGAGGGAAUUAGUUCUGGAGGAAAAUCAAGCGAGUUCUAGGUUAUCGACUUCAAUGAUAAUAAUAAGAAGUAUAGAGUAGAAAACAGUAAUAACGAAAUAGAAUUACAAUCUCAGGGAACUAUCUCUCAUGACAGAAAUAGAGACAGCAAACCUAAAUAUCAAAUGUUUGACAAUAUUAAUGACUUAUCAGUAGACACAGAAGACAAGUGA
Molecule: messenger RNA, 1701 nt
Organism: Stylonychia lemnae
Lineage: Eukaryota; Ciliophora; Spirotrichea; Sporadotrichida; Oxytrichidae
Source: the annotation of a GenBank genome assembly